Molecule: messenger RNA, 501 nt
Organism: Anisakis simplex (herring worm)
Lineage: Eukaryota; Metazoa; Nematoda; Chromadorea; Rhabditida; Anisakidae
Source: the annotation of a GenBank genome assembly
AUGUCGACUUUUAGCCGUGAAUUUUUCCACGCGAAUUUUUUGGAUACCGCCUUGAAGAUGUCGACGGAUAGUGUCUCAAACAUAAGGUUACAGCUGUGCCAUUUACUACCGAAAAUCAAGCAGAAUUUGAUGUUGCCGCAUGAUGAGUCGAUAUUGUUAAGACUUGAGAAAAUAGUUCGUGAGAUGUUAUGUGGAGAGCAGAAUGCGCAUUCGAGGCAGUUGAUUCAGACGUAUGCAUGCGAACUAUCGAGAGCUGAGACGAAAAUGGGUACGGAUAAAGUGGACGAGGCGAAACGGAGAGAGGAGAGGGCGUUGUGGGAUGAAGAGAGUUAUGGGUCGUCGAUACGGAUAGAGGCAGAUGCAAAUAAUAAUAGUAAUGUUAACGAUGAUAAUAGUAAUAAGACAAAAUCAGUGGAUCAGUUGAUGAAACAACAAAAAAUUCUGUCAAAAGGAACGACAGCUACUUCGAAGACAAGUGCAGCAUCUCGAAAAGAGCAGCCG